Messenger RNA from Thunnus maccoyii (southern bluefin tuna), 3856 nucleotides. RefSeq names its product solute carrier family 7 member 5 (gene slc7a5). The record is from RefSeq and is a predicted model, not a curated record. Gene Ontology annotation, cellular component: membrane. NCBI's taxonomy places the organism in Eukaryota, Metazoa, Chordata, Actinopteri, Scombriformes, Scombridae. Gene Ontology annotation, molecular function: neutral L-amino acid transmembrane transporter activity; L-amino acid transmembrane transporter activity. Gene Ontology annotation, biological process: amino acid transmembrane transport; neutral amino acid transport. The transcript is spliced from 10 exons. The coding region runs from base 255 to 1823 and encodes 522 amino acids.
GUAUCAGUGAGGAGUCUGCGGGGUUGGGCUUGGCGGAGGAGGGACGAAAUACCGUUUGUCACAGUUUCUUUGUAAGCUGACAGAGUAGAAACGAGACGCGAAAGCACGCUGGCCAGACCCACAGCAACGCACACACACAGAGAGAUACACACACACACGGCGGACUCCUCGUGGCUGAUCCCGGCCGGCAUCAGGCGACACACCGGACCGAGACAGACACAGAGAAGGAGAGGGAAGAGGAAACUCAGCCAACGAUGUCGGGGUUAAAAAAGAGAAGCUCCAAUACCUCAGCGGACAGGGAAGAGGACAGGCAGGUCACAGAGAGGAUGCUGUCCCCUGGAAGCGGGGAUAAGGGGGACUCCAAUCACGAUGGAGGACCGGGAAGCGACGACAGUAGGAGCCCCAACAACUCCGGAGGAGAGGAAGGGGAGGACGGGGUCGUCCUGAAGAGGACCAUCACCCUGGUGAACGGCGUGGCCAUCAUCGUGGGAACCAUCAUCGGCUCGGGCAUCUUCGUCACCCCAACCGGCGUGGUGAGGGAGGCCGGUUCUGUGGGUCUGUCCCUGAUAGUGUGGGCAGUGUGCGGGGUCUUCUCCACGGUAGGAGCCCUCUGCUACGCGGAGCUGGGGACCACCAUCACCAAGUCCGGAGGUGACUAUGCCUACAUCCUGGAGGUGUACGGCUCCCUGCCAGCUUUCUUGAAGCUCUGGAUCGAGUUACUCAUCAUCCGGCCGUCCUCGCAGUACAUUGUCGCCUACGUUUUCGCCACCUACCUCCUCAAGCCCCUGUUCCCGGUGUGUCCGGUGCCGGAGAACGGGGCGAAGAUGGUGGCCUGCCUCUGCAUCCUCUUGUUGACCUUCGUGAACUGCUACAGUGUGAAGGCAGCCACCAGAGUCCAGGACUUCUUUGCUGCGGCCAAACUCCUGGCGCUCGGACUGAUCAUCAUCAUCGGCUUCGUCAAGAUCGGCCUAGGUGACACAGAGGGUCUUCUUCCAGAGAAUUCCUUCAAGGGGUCCAAAUAUGAGUUCGGCAACAUCGGCCUGGCGCUCUACAGCGGUCUGUUUGCCUACGGUGGCUGGAACUACUUGAACUUCGUUACCGAGGAGAUGAUCGAACCUUUCAAAAACCUUCCUCGUGCCAUCAUCAUCUCACUGCCCAUCGUGACAAUAGUUUACGUUCUUACCAACCUGGCGUACUUCACUACCCUCUCCCCUGACCAGAUGCUGGAUUCAGAGGCGGUGGCUGUGGAUUUUGGUAACUAUUACCUGGGUCCGAUGGCAUGGAUCAUCCCAGUGUUUGUAGGUCUGUCCUGCUUUGGAUCAGUCAACGGUUCCCUGUUCACAUCAUCCAGGUUAUUCUUUGUGGGUUCCCGGGAAGGUCACCUGCCCAGUCUGCUGUCAAUGAUCCACCCCACACUGCUGACCCCACUCCCCUCACUCAUAUUCACUUGUGUGAUGACGCUGCUCUAUGCCUUCUCCAACGAUAUCUUCUCCGUCAUAAACUUCUUCAGCUUCUUCAACUGGCUCUGCAUCGCCAUGGCAAUCAUUGGGAUGAUGUGGCUACGUUAUAAGAAGCCCGAGCUGGAGCGACCAAUCAAGGUGAACAUUCUGUUGCCGGUGAGUUUCGUGCUCGCCUGCCUCUUCCUCAUCAUCGUCUCCAUCUGGAAGACUCCGGUGGAGUGUGCAAUCGGCUUCGGCAUCAUCGCUACCGGAGUGCCCAUCUACUUAAUCGGUGUGUGGUGGAAGAACAAACCCAAGUGGAUGCUGCACGGAAUCUUCUCGACCACGGCCUUCUGUCAGAAGCUGAUGGAGGUGGUGCCUUAGGAGUCCUCGCUUUUCCUACAGCCAGCGACCAAUAAGAUUGCACCAACAGUGACCUCUGAGCUCUGACAUCACAGCUGAUGAAACAUGACCUCCGUUGACCCCUUUCAGCCUACGUGCUCUCACUCUGAAGCUACUGUGUCUCAACAAUAUAUCUUUUGUUGCCGACAUUUUUGGUUUGUUACACAAGUUUUGACUAUUAUUAGUCACUAACUAUCCGUUUGUAGGUUCUUAUGCGUUGUUAUUGUUUUUUUUAUGAUGCAUUUCAAUUAAUUGUUUUAAUUUGACUGUUAUUUUCUGUGAGUAUGUUCAUGUUAAAUAUCCUCCCUCAUCACAAAACUGUCGUAUUUAGCAAGUUGUGCCUUAUGUGGCAAAUGAAGUCGGACCUGUCAGCUGUCUGAGGCUGCUGUCAGCCUCAGCUCCACACAGCUGUAAACAGAGCUCUCUCAAGUCUAAAACCUUUGCAACCAGGAGCUUCUUUUAUAUCCCCCAAGCAUCCACUUUUAGCUUUCUGAAACCAAAUUCUGCUUUCAAGUAGAAGUUGUCGCUUAGCAAGAUUAGUUAGUAUUCAUGAAGACAUGUUGUCCUGCAGUCAUUACAAAUCUUCAGCACUUUUAGUUGGAAGUGUUUGUGUUGUUCCUCGCCGACUUUGAGUCCAAACUAAUGUGCGGAUGCUCGGUUGACAGCGUAGCGUGUCUGUCACUGUAAAGGCCCAGUGUCUUGACUGUUCAGUUUUAGUCCUGCUCUGUUGUCUUUUUGACUCAGUGUGGUUUGUAAGUUGUCUUUGCUGCUGUAGGUAUUGAGUGAGCCUGUGAGAAGUUUAAUGCGUCCACGUCCAGCUGGUAAAAUGCGGUGGGCUAGUCGGUAAAUUAAAGAGACACUGAAGUUCUGGAGUGUCCCUUUUAAGCGCUCUUAACAUCUGCUCACUUAUCUGGAUGUAGUGAAAAUGUCUAAACUUAUCUCAGAAAUGUGUAGCUGAACGCCUUAGAGAAAGGAAAAAAGUUUUCAUUGAAGUCAUGUGUGUUUUUCUUCAAAGCCUGCUUGCAUUACCCGUUUAGCUCUGAAGCAUUGCAGACCAGCUGUAGCGGUGAACACGAGAGCACCGUGUGCCGUUUAGUGACAUAAACCAAUAUGGCGCAGUUUGAUUGUGAUCAACUGAAAUGUGGGUCGACAUUCUGGCUGGGCAGUCCACCUCUUUCUCAUCAUAAUAUGUUUUCCUGCUGUUGAUUUUAUUUUUUGGGUCAGUGAUCUCAUUUUCACUUUGGGGAUCAAUAUCUUUGCGUACUGAGCCCGGCUCCCAGAGCGCCAUGAAGUCUCCAUUCACACGGAAAGUGUUUAAGAGACAAUGUUCGAUUGCGUCAGUGUCAGAUAAGAGCAGAGUGACUGAGAGAAACUGAAGCUCUUUUUUAAAAUGCAGUGAAUUAGUGAGUGUGCGUGUAUGUGUAUGUAUGUGUGUGUGUGUGUGUGUGUGCGUGCGUUAAGGUGAGGGUUCAGUCGGUUUCUCAUGUGAUCUUCUUGGACACAGACAGAUGAAUCUUAGACGUCUCCUUCAGGACUAACAGUCACUUGUCAUUUACAUGUAAACGUUUCACUGUUCAAAACGUAGAUUUUCAGUUACAUUUUGAUAUAUUUUAGUGUGUGUGUGUGUGUGUGUGUGUGUGUGUGUGUGUUUGGGGUCUCUAAUGUGGGUGGAGGUAUGUGGGGGUGAAAGGUCAAGUGGGAUAAACCAUAUACUUCAGUCUGUGGGAAGGGGAGGGGGGGGGUUGAAGUACAGAAGGAGCACAUUUUCAGAUUACAGUAUGAACUGUUAGUUUUUAUUUUCAUUCUCAUGUUUUCUUUUUUAUUUUCCACACACACACAACGACAGUUACAAAAAAAAAAUGUUAGUGCUGUGUUAUUAGCGUCGACCCUCCCCCCCUAGCAACGGAACAAAAUGACAGGUUUCUGUGGCAGCAUUGUUUCCAUAGGGACAGUGUGAUCACUGUAGAGGUGGCAAAGUCGUACCCAUAGAGACGGAGGUGGUGGAUGCGGGGGGG